UUUCCUGAAAAGGACUGGUGGAGUGGAUGUUCUCCUACGGAAAGCCAUAGACCUCGGGCUAGUUUGUUUGGCCGCAGCUUCUCCACCCGAAGGGUUCUGCCUAGGUUGCUCCCUUCAUCCCCCUUGACUCUUCUCUCUCCUCCCCAGGAUGAAGAAGCCCCUGCCCCUCCUGGCUUUGGUUUUUUAUGCCACCCUCACCCAGGCCCUGGUGCCCUCUCCGGGCCCUGGAGUCUCCCGCCUGGCCAGGCUCUCCACGGACUUUGGCAUCAAGGUCUUCCAGGAAGUGGCGAAGGGUUCCAAAGACCGCAAUGUGGCCUUUUCACCUUAUGGCGCAGCUUCCGUCUUGGCUAUGCUGCAGAUGGCUGCUGCAGGAGAGACCCGUGGACAGAUCAAGGAAGCCAUGGGAUAUGGAGUGAAUGAGAGGGGGGUCCCCAGGUCCCUGCGGUGGCUCCAGAAGGCCCUGACAGACCCAAGCAAGAAGGACGUGGUGGAGACGGCCGAUGCCCUCUUCGUGCAAAGGGACCUGGUGCUGGCCAGCGGGUUCAUGCCGCGUUUCUACCGGGUUUUUCGGCAGAUGGUUAAGCAAGUGAAUUUCACGGAGAGUGAGCGUGCCCGCCACAUCAUCAACAGCUGGGUGGAGCAGCACACUGCAGGCAUGAUCCAGGACUUCCUGCGCGAAGGGGUCUUGGACCCGAUGACCCGCCUGGUGCUGGUGAAUGCCAUCCAUUUUAAGGGCCUCUGGCACCUGCCCUUCCCAGAGAAAGCCACCCGGCAGCGCCUCUUUCACAAGGUGGGGGGCAGCACCAUCUCAGUGCCAAUGAUGGAGCAGACUGCCCAAUUCAACUAUGGUGAGUUCUCCACCUCUGAGCAGGUGGACUAUGAUGUCAUUGAGCUGCCCUACCAGGGGGAAACCCUCAGCAUGCUAAUCGCAGCCCCCUUUGAGAUCGACACCCCGUUGUCCGCCUUGACUGGCAUCCUCAAUGCCCAGGUGGUGGCCGAGUGGAAAAGCAACAUGACACGGGUGACGCGCCUCCUUGUCCUGCCAAAGUUCUCUUUGGAGAGUGAAGCCGACCUCCGAGGGCCACUGAAGACCCUGGGGAUGAAGGACAUGUUCAGCGCCCACAAGGCCAACUUCAGUAGCCUUUCAGAACAAGAGCUGCUCUUUGUGGCUCAGGCCCUCCAGAAGGUGAAGAUUGAGGUCAAUGAGAGCGGGACGGAGGCCUCGUCUGCCACAGCUGCAAUCAUCUAUUCCCGGAUGGCCCCCUUGGAGAUCGUGAUGGACAGGCCCUUCCUGUUUGUUGUGCGGCACAACCCCACAGGUGCCAUCCUUUUCAUGGGACAGGUGAUGGAACCGUGAGCGCCUCCCACCCUGGAUGCUCAGAAGGAAACUCUGCCCUUCCUCUUCUGCCGUGUUUGUUUUCCCAAAGAGAUCUGGGUCCAGCCCUUGUCCUUCACUUCACUCUUGAGGGGAAGCUUGGAACAAGCUGCCUCCUCCCCAGCGAACCUCCCUGUGCCAUGGCCUGAGAAGGGAGCCUCUCAGAGCCGGCCUCUGGGACGCUCACACGACCCUCCAGAGGAGGGGGCGGGAUCUCUGUCACCCCAGGCUUCUUUUGUUGGGCAGAAGUCACAACUGGCGUCCAGAAAGAGUGCUGCAGAAAGUGACUCCAAACAAAACACUUCUGACAACUUGUGUCACCUGAGGCCAACAACCCCCCCCGGGAGACCCUGGAGUUUCGCAUUGAAUUGGAGCCCUUGCACAGUGAGGGCUACGUGACUUUAAAGCACUGACGGUUUACACUGGAUGGAGCCAGGGAUCUGGCAACCCACCCACCCCGCGUUUUUAUUUGCCUGGUAUGUGUUGGGAGGGAAGGUGACCCCUUGGAGCGUCUGCUCCCUUGUAGAGAGUGAGCAGACAGUCUAGCUACUUUGUUUUUCCUGUGCCAAAGAAGGAGUGGAUUAUAGAGCACAGAACAGGAAGAAAGCAUAAUAUAUAAUUUUCUUAAUUUUUUGUACUCUGUGGUGGUGAUAAUGACAAUGAUGAAAGGUAUGAGGGUGUACCGGUUACUCUCAGGUCUGACAGAGCACUGUGGGCACACCUGAAAGCCUGGAACUGUUUGUAAGCCAAAGUGCGGAAGCAAACACAUGAGGCAAAAAAAGCUCUGAAGAUCUUGAGCAAUCGGAAAAGCAAGUCCCUUCUUAACCCUCAGACCAUAAUGCGAUCUGUGAUGGCAUUUUCCUGAAACAGAUCUUGGUGACAAGUCCUAAGUGCACUCUCUGGCAGAGGGAGCACCAGGAGGUUU
Molecule: messenger RNA, 2300 nt
Organism: Pogona vitticeps (central bearded dragon)
Lineage: Eukaryota; Metazoa; Chordata; Lepidosauria; Squamata; Agamidae
Source: RefSeq, a predicted model, not a curated record